GUUUCAAUCAAGUCUGCAUGCAGACGGCCAUGUUCGGCCUGACCCACGCCGUGCAGCGUCUCAUCAGUGUGGACAGACGUCCGAAACUCGCAUAGUCCGAAGCGCCGCUUUGCAUUGUCCUUCCGCGUGAUUCACAGGUCUCUCUGCAUGCCCAUCAGCUGCAUGACUCGCUUUGACCGAGCUCGUCGGGUGCCACGUACGCGCAACGGGUUUAGACUUCUAUGUAGCGGUACAAUCCAGGAUCAGGCGAGACGCCUGUGUGGCGACAAAGCAAAGCUCCGCGCGCGCUUGGCGCAGGGCGCUGCUUACCGCGCGCUUGUCAUCAUCCAUUACGAUUUACGACCAACGCGUCUUGCCGGUUCCAUCGGCCGGCGGAGCUUGCUCGGCGCGCUCAUGAUGUGUGCCUGUACGCGCUACGUCCGGAUCCUCGGAAAAGAAUCUCCUUCGGAGUCACGAGUCAUCAUGCCAGCAUGGGGUCAUCCUCUCAUAUUGCAUGGCUCGGCCCUUACUUCAUCAUCCACACUCACAGCACUGACUCCAUCGAUGACUCGAAGACACCAGCAUCACUCUGACUCAUAUAUAAGGCAUCGACCUGAUCUCAGCACGUAGACGAUCCCACAAUCACAUUGCUUUGCACAACGCACGACUGCGCCCACCGCAACAGCCGGAUACAGUACAAUUGCUCAUCAUUUGGCGAGCAGCUCUGCAAUCACUCCGCACUUCGCGCGCAAGCACUCUGCGCAAACAUAGAGUCAAGCUACUCAACGCUCACACUCUCAACUGAACGCACAAUGUCGC
Molecule: messenger RNA, 798 nt
Organism: Ceraceosorus guamensis
Lineage: Eukaryota; Fungi; Basidiomycota; Exobasidiomycetes; Ceraceosorales; Ceraceosoraceae
Exons: 1
Coding region: 148-609 (153 amino acids)
Source: RefSeq, a predicted model, not a curated record